Molecule: messenger RNA, 258 nt
Organism: Talaromyces rugulosus
Lineage: Eukaryota; Fungi; Ascomycota; Eurotiomycetes; Eurotiales; Trichocomaceae
Exons: 1
Coding region: 1-258 (85 amino acids)
Source: RefSeq, a predicted model, not a curated record
AUGGUGACGAAGGACAAAGAGACAGAGGACCUCGUGGACGUGGACGUGCAACUCUGGCAAGAUAAGAAGAAAGUGGGCGAAGAAACCCCUCCUCUUUUCUGGGUGGAAAUCGCACGACAUAAGCUUUCCCGAUUCCGAGACAAGCCUGGGGCGGCAGCGGCGCUUUUCCGACCGCCCUGCGACGACUUGGUCGUCCCCAAUGUCUCUGACCGCCAACCACGAAAGCAAAUUGUUGAAACGAUUUUCCGAUCCAGAUGA